CUGAAGGAAAUCACCUGUCAGAGUUCUGGGCAACUUGACAGUUUAGGAGGGAUUAGAGGAAUUAUCUAGCUCAGCAACAUUUGCAACCCUUUUGCACCCCUGACUCAUUAAAAGGCUGCAAAACUCACGCUGUGUCCCAGAAUCUAGGGGUUGCAGAAGAGUUUUAGACCUUAAUCACGGGAUGAAAUGAUGCAAGUUUUGGGGAAAAUGGUGCUGGGGGCGGUUAAGCAGAGGGGCAAGGGGAGACUACCACUUAUUAUGCCAUCUUUACUUGCUUUAUCGUUGCCUCAUCCUUCUUAAUACCCCGUGGUGUUUAUCAUCAGCCUGUUUUUAUCAUACACUUGGAUUGUGAGCUGUCUGGGGGCAGGCUGUGUCCUCGUUUCCUUGUCUCUCCAGCCCCGUAGCACACUGGUGCUCUGAUGGGGGUCUCUUGACAUCAUUGUGAGGCAAAUUUGGGGUGGAGAGUGGGGAAAGGAGAGGGGCAGAGGUAAAAUAAGUCCUUGGUUGAUCUUCCCAGAGCACACCACUGAGUUACAUUGUCCUUUCUUAUAUUAGGAAAGGACAGUGCUUUUUGCUUACUACUCCACAGCUUACACUGCCCAGCAGUGUCCUCGGAUUUUUGCAUGCGGGGCUUUUAAAGUGUCUGUAAGAAAGUUUUAAAAGUUUUAAGCUGUCCCAGAAAUGCCUUAGGUUCACAAAGCUGAACUUCAGUAGUGGUAGGAGGAAAAUAAGGCUCAAGUCUAAGGCAGCAAAGGAGAACCUGGAGAUCUUUAGAGGAGAUCUGGAUCUAAAUGAAGAGUUGGGAAGGGGAGGGGGACUGCUGCAGCUGGCAGGGACCGUGGAGAAGGCUGUCGUGGAGGAGGUGGAAGAUCCAGCACUGCUUGAGCCAGCUGAGGUGGGGAGCAGAGAGGAUUGAUGUGAGGUGGUGGAUUUUCAGAAGAUAAGGAGCAGUUUUGGAUUGGGCCUUGGCAUGAAGAAAGAGCCAGUUGCCAGAGAUGUGGCAAUACGCUCAGGUAAGCAUUUGUGUGGGUGGUUUAGACAGAGAUGAUCCUGCCUUGACAACUUCCUGAAGUCCCUUCUAGCUCCAUUUUUCUAUGAGCCUUUUUCUAUGUGAGAAAGGAGGGCAGGGGCUGGAGGCCAGAUGGAGGAGCAUGGAGGAGGCCCUGGGGAAUAAAGGGUGCAAUGGUCAGGCUGGAAGAAGAUGACAAACACAGGCAAGGACUUGACAUCCCCUGGCGACAGGCAUCACAGGCUCUGCAGAGGCAUCAGGAUGUUUGCUUAAUGUUGCCGACUUUGUUGCAUGCAGAAUAAUUCAUUUCUCAGCAGGGGAAGAGUCACGACAGUGCCCAGCAGGAACAGUGUCACCAAGCAGGUUAGGUGUGGGCAGAUUGUAAGGUGUGGGAAGAGAAGGAAGACUGAGGCUCAGGGAUGACUCUCUGGGAGCCAGGUCAUGUAGCUGGCCCAAAACACAGCAGCUUGUCUCUGAGAGCUCUUCUGUCUGGUAGCUGCUGACCCAACGACGGGUCCAUUUCCAAGGCCUGCUCUUGAAAGAGCCAACAGGGCUAGGACUUAGCUUUCCAGGGGACCAUCCCUCACCGUACUCUUCACCACAUCACUCAUACGCAUCCCAUGUGGUGAGCUGGCUUGUCUCCGCAGGCUCCUACAACUGGAAACCGAGGCAAAGGGCUGUACAGGCGUUACGAUGUGUACUCUAACCCAGCGUUUGGACUGAUGUGUUGUGUAAGCAGCGUGGCUCCAAUGUAGGCAGAGAGGAGGGAAGGAUGAUCUCCUCCAUGCCCCUGCGUGUGGCCGGCAGCCUGGUGGCUUGGCUGUCCCUCUAUGCCUGGUUCUGUCACCGGUACAAGCGCCGUAGUUAUGAGUGGAGCUGUCGCCUAGUCACGCUGACCCACGGUCUCCUCGCCACCUGCCUCUCUGCCUACAUCGGUUUCAUUGAUGGCCCCUGGCCUUUGACACACCCAGGGUCACCAAAUACAACCCUCCAGGUCCAUGUGCUGUGUCUCAGCCUCGGCUACUUCCUCUUCGACCUGGGCUGGUGUGUGUACUUCCAGACGGAGGGUGCCCUCAUGUUGGCCCAUCACACGGUGAGCAUCCUGGGCAUCACCGUGUCUCUGGCGCUUGGCGAGUCGGCCACCGAGGUCAACGCUGUCAUCUUCGGCAGCGAGAUCACCAACCCGCUCUUGCAGGCCCGCUGGUUCUUGCGGGAGAUGGGCUGCUACCACAGUUUCACGGGGGAUGUGGUGGACUUCGUCUUCGUGCUCCUCUUCACGGGCGUUCGGAUCGGGGUGGGGGCCUGGAUGCUGUACUGCGAGCUCGUGUCUCCCAAGCCCCAGUGGUUCAUUAAAAUGGGAGGUGUGAUCAUGUAUGUCGUCUCCUGGAUCUUCAUGGUCAGCAUCUGCCGUUUUGCCAGGAGGAAAACCAUGAAGAAGUACCACACCUGGAGGAGCCGGAGGAGUGAAGAACUGCACUCAAAAGCCAAUGGACACCUGAAGUGCCACUAGCCAGGCACCACGG
Messenger RNA from Alligator sinensis (Chinese alligator), 2532 nucleotides. RefSeq names its product transmembrane protein 136 (gene TLCD5). The coding region runs from base 1782 to 2519 and encodes 245 amino acids. NCBI's taxonomy places the organism in Eukaryota, Metazoa, Chordata, Crocodylia, Alligatoridae. The transcript is spliced from 3 exons. The record is from RefSeq and is a predicted model, not a curated record. Gene Ontology annotation, cellular component: membrane.